Messenger RNA from Parastagonospora nodorum SN15, 1251 nucleotides. RefSeq lists its product as hypothetical. Gene Ontology annotation, biological process: transmembrane transport; carbohydrate transport. The record is from RefSeq and is a predicted model, not a curated record. Gene Ontology annotation, cellular component: membrane. Lineage: Eukaryota; Fungi; Ascomycota; Dothideomycetes; Pleosporales; Phaeosphaeriaceae. Gene Ontology annotation, molecular function: carbohydrate:proton symporter activity. Bases 1 to 1251 code for a protein of 416 amino acids. The transcript has 5 exons.
AUGUUCAUCGCAGCUCGUUUCAUUGCGGGCUGGGGUAGUUGGGGAUUUCUGGCCGUGAAACUCGCACCGCCCGGUCUUCGUGGUUUCUUUGUUGGUAUGAAUGGUGUGAAUAUCGCACUCGGCUAUGCUAUCGCAAGUUACAUGGGCAUGGCCUUCUAUUUCGCAGAGUCUCACGAUGCCAAAUGGCGCGGCCCACUCGGUAUCGCGCUUAUCUGGCCUGCCAUGAUGAUCGCUAUCACAUUCGUCGUUCCCGAGUCACCCAGAUAUCUGCUCAUGAAGGGUCGAAUUGAGGAAGCGCGCACCAUCGUGAUGAGGUUGCAUAGCAUCAAGGGCGACCCAGAUCAUGAGUUUGCGAGAGGCGAGUUUUACCAAAUGGUCAAGCAGACCGAAGUAGACCGAACUCUUGAACCAGGCUGGAUCGCCAUGUUCACUAAGAAGGGCUAUCGUCAUCGCACUGCGCUUGCUAUGGGUUUCGCUUUCGUAGGUCAAUCGACUGGUGUUCUUGUCAUCAACAACUACGGUCCGACACUGUAUGCGGCGCUGGGAUAUGGCACCAAACAACAACUGGAAUUCCAAUGCGGCUGGAUCACUGUCGGCAUCGUCUUCAACGCCAUCGGUGCCGUAUUCCUGGACAAAGUCGGCCGAAAGCCACUUAUGCUGAUUGGUGUUGGUGGCUGUUGCGUUUGUCUGAUCGUUGAAGCAGCCAUUGUCGCAAAUUAUGCAGAAGCAGCAACGAACAAAGCGGCACUGGCAGCCGGAGUAGCCAUGUUUUACCUCUUCCUCGCGGUCUACAGUAUGGGUGUCGACGUCGCCGGAGUGGUCUUUUACUCGGAACUCUUCCCGAAUCACAUUCGCGCCAAAGGUGUCUGUCUUAGCAUGGCGACAGUCGCGCUUACGGACCUCGUAUAUCUUCAGGCGACAACCACAGCUUUUGCAAAUAUCGGGUGGCGCUUCUAUCUGGUUUUCAUCGUCAUCACUGGCGUGGGAGUUGUUGGCGCAUACUUCCUGCUGCCUGAGACAAAAGGCAUACCACUAGAAGAAAUGGCACACAUUUUCGGGGAUGAUGUUGUUGUGAACCUCGAUGACGUGCACAUCAAUCACGACACGCAUGAGUUGGUCAUAGGUGGAGGGAUGUUGGAGCAUGUGGCCACGUAUCAGGUGACAAAUCCUGAGGCUGAGAAGUACGCCGGGAGAGUGAAUCGGGAGAAUUUUGGUGCGCAAAAGGGUUGUAUAGGCAGACAUGCACGGUGA